Messenger RNA from Malurus melanocephalus (red-backed fairy wren), 652 nucleotides. Its product is annotated as dihydropyrimidinase-related protein 5-like. The annotation marks the transcript as partial. NCBI's taxonomy places the organism in Eukaryota, Metazoa, Chordata, Aves, Passeriformes, Maluridae. The record is from RefSeq and is a predicted model, not a curated record. Gene Ontology annotation, molecular function: hydrolase activity, acting on carbon-nitrogen (but not peptide) bonds, in cyclic amides. The transcript is spliced from 4 exons. Gene Ontology annotation, cellular component: cytosol.
AACAUCGUGGCCUCGGACCACCGGCCCUUCAGCACCAAGCAGAAAGCCAUGGGCAAGGAGGACUUCACCAAGAUCCCGCACGGCGUCAGCGGGGUGCAGGACCGCAUGAACAUCAUCUGGGAGCGUGGUGUGGUGGGGGGUAAGAUGGACGAGAACCGCUUUGUGGCCGUGACCAGUUCCAACGCCGCCAAAAUCCACAACCUGUACCCCCGCAAGGGCCGGAUCAUCCCCGGGGCCGACGCUGACGUCGUGGUCUGGGACCCCGAGGCCACCAAGACCAUCUCUGCCAGCACCCAGGUGCAAGGWGGGGACAUCAACCUGUACGAGAACAUGCGGUGCCACGGGGUGCCCUUGGUGACCAUCAGCCGCGGGCGCGUGGUCUAYGAGAACGGCGUCUUCAUGUGCGCCGAGGGCACCGGCAAAUUCUGCCCGCUGCGCUCCUUCCCCGACAUCGCCUACAAGAAACUGGUGCAGCGGGAGAAGAGUUUGAAGCUGCGGGGUGUGGAUCGCACCCCGUACCUGGGGGACGUGGCCGUGGUUGUGCAUGCCGGGAAAAAAGAGACGGGGACGCCCCUGGCCGACACACCCACCCGGCCGGCCACACGACACGGGGGCAUGAGGGACCUGCACGAGUCCAGCUUCAGCCUCUCCG